Clupea harengus (Atlantic herring) is the source of this 1285-nucleotide messenger RNA. RefSeq names its product galectin 3b (gene lgals3b). The record is from RefSeq and is a predicted model, not a curated record. Lineage: Eukaryota; Metazoa; Chordata; Actinopteri; Clupeiformes; Clupeidae. Gene Ontology annotation, biological process: monocyte chemotaxis; neutrophil chemotaxis; negative regulation of extrinsic apoptotic signaling pathway. Gene Ontology annotation, molecular function: laminin binding; disaccharide binding; IgE binding. Gene Ontology annotation, cellular component: nucleus; cytoplasm; immunological synapse.
GCUGGUGCACCUAUGGGUGUGUCCUUCCAACGGCACUCCAGCAAGCAAAUAAGGUGUGUUAGUGCAAAUGUGUACGCAAAACAGGGGGCAGGGGCUGGUGGCAAACAGUUUGGGAGGGUGUCCGAGUGUAUAAGAGAGGCCCCACCCUAAAUUCCUUUCUGUCUGUUUCUGCCACCUGAGGAGAAGACGUCGGUGACUUGCACACUACAGAACAGUUGACAUGGAUCUUUCAGAUGCAUUAGGCGGCUCUUGGCCCGGACAGAACAACCCGCAACAGUCGGGACAACCAAACCAGCCAACAUGGCCUGGACAACCAAACCAGCCAACAUGGCCUGGACAGCCCAGCAACCCCACCUGGCCUGGACAACCAAACCAGCCAACAUGGCCUGGACAACCAAACCAGCCAACAUGGCCAGGCCAACCCAGCCAGCCAACAUGGCCAGGCCAACCCAGCCAGCCAACAUGGCCAGGCCAACCCAGCCAACCAGGCCAGCCAGGCCAGCCAAACCAACCAUCCUGGCCUGGUCCACACCCUCCAACCGCUCCGCAGGUUUCCCCUCAAAGACCACUGACUCUGCCAUAUGACCAGAGUAUGCCAAGAGGUGUGUAUGAUAAAUUGCUCAUCACCAUCCUUGGACAUGUCAAGCCCAAUGCCAAAAAAUUCACAGUAAACCUGAGCAAAGGAAAGGAUAUCGCUUUCCACUUUAAUCCACGAUUCGAUGAGUAUGGGACAAAAGUGGUUGUGAGGAACAGCUUGGUAGGAAGUCAGUGGGGCACAGAGGAGAGAAACUGUCCUGGUUUCCCUUUUGUUGCUGGGCAACCCUUUGAGCUGAAGAUCCUCUGCACCAAUAAUGAGUAUAAGGUGGCCGUGAACAAGUCCCACCUGCUGGAGUACAGGCACAGGAUCCGGGACCUCCACAUGAUCACCGGCCUGGGCAUCUACGACGACAUCACCCUUACAGCCGUUAACAUUGAAACUCUACACUGAGGUUUAUACCCAUGACAGGGGUUUGCUUCUACUGACAUAAUGAGGGGGGAUAUUGCAGAUUAUCCUUUUUUUAAUCUGAGAUUUAGGGGGAAAUGGGUGAAAAUCUACAUUCUGUUCGUCCAUUCAUUUACUGGAUGACCCGGAGCCUCCUUACCAGUGGUCUUUGAGGGGAAACCUGCAGAGCGGUUGGAGGGUGUGGACCUCAGCCAUUUUUUCAUAUAUUAUCAUGUUUUACAUCAAUUUUAUAUACAUAGUACAUUUCUAUCAAAGUUCUUUCUAUCAAUAAAUGGCAUACAU